UAGAAAAAGUCACAGAACCGAGCGAACUGUCAAGACGUUAUACUUUUGUUGAGAGAAUGUAGAAACAUUGAAUUUACACGUUUUAAAGUUGUUUUUCUAAGAUUAUUUACUUUGUUUAUGAAGAUUUAGAGUAUAAGCCGUAAAUCUGUCACAAGAUGGCAGGGACGGCAGAUAGUGAUUUAUCGAUUUCCGAGCUGAAGGCGGAGAUCGAGAGGCUUAGUCGAGAGCUUGACCAAGCCAGCAGCGAAAAGAUUCAAUCGGCACAGCUGGGUCUGGUGCUGUUGGAAGAGAAAAGUGCCUUGCAGCUGCGAUGUGAUGAGCUUGAAACUCUCUACGAAAACACGAAGCACGAACUGGACAUCACACAAGAGGCUUUAAUGAAACUAGACACAACACAAAAAGUAACUACACAGAGCGGUAUAGAACAAGAAAAUGCCCUUCUCAAUGAAUCUGCGGCUAUGGAAAGUUCUCUCACAUUACAAAUUAUUGAAUUGGAAGGAGAGACGAAACAGUUACGACACGAAUUAGAAAGAGUGGUCAGCGAACGAGAUAGAUUGUUGGCGGAGAGUUCAGAACUCGGAGCUGAUAAAGCCACGAGGGAAUCGGAGAGGGUGGCGUUAAGAGCUGAACUGAGAGAAGCGAGGCAGCGGGAACAGCGCUUGAUAGUUGAUAUAGGUGAUUUAGAAGAUGAGAAUAUAUCGCUACAGAAACAGGUCUCGGCGUUACGGUCUUCACAGGUAGAAUUCGAAGGUCUGAAGCAUGAGGUGCGUCAAUUGCGAGAAGAAGCGGAGAAUGCACGCGCAGCCGCUGAUGAAACCGCAGCGCUGCGGCGUAUCGCCGAGAGGCAGCUGGCGGAAGCGCUGGAAGCGCUGCAAGCGGAACGAGAAGCCAAAUUUGCGGCCAAGAAAGAACUGGACGCCCACCUCAGCCGGGAGGCUCAGUUCAAUAUAACGAAUCUGGCUUACAGUAUACGAGGUAUGCCAGAGGAAGGCGCUGAUGAUGAAGUGGAGGCGGGCGCGUCCGGCGGGGAGCUGGUGGCGGAUCAUCACGCGGACUUGUUCUCAGAGGUCCACCUGCACGAGAUAUCACGUCUAGAGAAACAACUGGAACAGGCGCAUAAUGAAAACUCACAGUUGUCGUCAGCACUGCGGGCGGCGCAGACCAGCGCGGAGACCGAGAGCGCGGCCGCCGGCGUGCUGCGGGCAGGACUCGCCAGGCUACUGUCCAGGGUCGCAGCACUGCACACGCUACACGGGGACUGCGCACCCCUGGAGGACGACAAGGUUGAAGGUGGCGUGGCAGCUCGGGCGGCCAAAUGGUUGACGUGGUGGCGCGUGUCGGGCGGAGAGCUGGUGGCUCUGUUGGCGGCGCUUAAGGAACUAGACUCGCCACUUGCGGACGGGUCGCCGGCCGCCUUGCAAAGAGCACAGCUCGCACAGCUCAGCGAUAGAAUGGCAGACGCUGAAAUAAGAUGCGCCGCGCUGCAAGCUGACGCCGACCUGUUGAGGACACUCGCUGGAGGCGCCGGCCGCGCGCUCUCCUCCGCCGCCCCCGCGCUGGCGUCGGCCGCUGACACGCUGGCUCAGCUCUACCACCACGUGUGCGCCGUCAACGGUACUCAGCCCGAGCGUCUGCUGUUGGAGCACGCCGGACAAAACGACGUUACAGACGGGUCCGGUCGUGUGGAUGAGGAGGCGUUGGCGCUGGCGGCGGGCGAGCUGGAGGGUCUGCGGGCGGCCGGCCUCGUGGCCAGGCAUGCUGACACACUGCUCGACCAACUCACACACCUGAGGGCAGCACUGGACACCGCGCUGGACUCUAGACAUAGACACCAACCAGUGAUGGAGAGCAGCGACCGCGGGGCGGAGCUAGGCGAGCUGCAGGAGCAAGUUAUCAAGCUGAAAUCUCUUCUGUCGACCAAGAGGGAGCAGAUCGCCACUCUGAGGACCGUGCUCAAGUCCAACAAGAACACCGCCGAGGUCGCUCUCGCUAACCUCAAGUCCAAGUACGAGACGGAGAAGACCAUCGUCACGGAAACCAUGCUCAAACUCAGGAACGAGCUCCGCCUGCUGAAGGAAGACGCCGCCACCUUCUCCAGUCUUCGCGCCAUGUUCGCGGCCCGCUGUGAGGAGUACGUGACGCAGGUGGACGAGCUGACGCAGGCCCUGGCCGGCGCCGAGGACGAGAAGAAGACACUCAACCAACUGUUGAGACUGGCCGUGCAGCAGAAGUUGUCGCUCACACAACGCCUGGAAGAACUGGAGGUGGACCGCGAGAUGCGCACGCGCCGAGUCCCCAAGGCGGGCGGCGCGGCGCGAGCUCGGCCGCGAGACUUCUAGCGACUGGUGCGCGCGCUGAAGGCGGCCGCCGCGGCCCUGCGCGCACUGCUCGCCCCUCGCGGACACACACACUACUAGGGAAAUACAUUUAUACGUUUUAUAUGAACUGAUAUGCUGAUGUGCGAGAGUGGCCGCCCGCGGUCGGAGGGGGCGGCUCCGUGUGUGGACUUUCCGAAUUCCUUGAUGUUUGAUGCUGUAUUAAUGUCAGACGAGCCUCGCCCGCGCGCUCGCGCGAGUGUCGGCGUGGGUGGUGUCCCGCGACCUCUAUCCGAGUACCUUCCCCCGUGGUCCCAGCCGAUCCUAUAUUUUGGUAUCGUAUUGCCCCCUAUAUAUUUUGCUCUUCCGAUGUUUGACGUGUAUUUUUGUAUUGGCGUUGAUGUAUUUAUCGCAGAUGAAUUUAUCUCGUUGCGGCGUCCCCGUCGGAGCCAGAUCUUAAUAUUUAUCGUACCGCCGCUCGGCCGGCCGGAGAGAGCGUUCGACGUUAUUUUUUAUUAUAUACAUAUUUAUAUGGAGUCUGGAGAGUCGCUUGUGUGUACAUGUUAUAGAGUCGUCAGUCGGUGCGCAUGUUUAGAACGUCCAAGUCAUCGUCCAUCCAUUGUGUGCGCCAAGACUAUGUAAUCUGUUCUCUAGGUGAUACGUUCGUUGAGUUGUUGUGGCCCUCCGCCGUCUACUUUCGUCCAUCUUGUUAUAGUUAUAUUCGUAGUGUUUCCGUCUUUGUUUCGUUGACGUAACGUUGACGCCGUCGUGUCGUGGGGGCCCGUCCGUCGGCCGCAGGAUGUGAUCCUCGGUCCGGCCACGACGGGCCGCGUCCCGGAGGCUCCCCGUCACACCGUCCAGCCCUGUCCAAGCCGGUCGCGCCCGAGUCCUCCCCUCAGACCGUCGACGUUCCUAAGUUGCUCAAAAUUUUGCUCACGCGGCGCGACCGGCACUAUUGAUAAGACAAAAUUUACAAGAGAUUAUUGAAUUUUUACGAUAUCGUUUCUCUUUUGUUAUCGGAUGUGAUGUCGCUUCCCGUGAGGUGCGUGAAACCGGUCGAUGACGUAGUCGUUUCUCUCGUAGUGUCUCGGCUCUUAGGCUAGUGGAACCGUUCCAGGUAGCGGGCGCUCGCCCUCGUAGCUGUUUUACCGGGUUAGCUGUAGACUGUACGGAUCAUUAAUGUUUAUAUUAUUAACUAGUAGAUCGAUAACGGUACUCUGUUAAUGUAGUUAAUCCUUUGCAAUAUUAACUCAUGUAGCGUAAUUAUUGAAUUGUUUCGCUCCGGGAGAUUAGAGACCCCGGAGCACGUUCCGCGAGGAGCUGAGCCCUUGCAUUUAUUGUUUUUAGACUAAUGAUCGGCCAGCUCGCACGUUAGACGAGCCUUCUUGUACUUACCGAUAUAUAGUUGUAGAGCGUAAUAUUCAUUUCGAGUAUUAUUUUGUUUAGCUUAAGCAGCAGGCAUCUAUUACGUAUUCGUUUGUAUCUAGUCACGGCGCCGAACGCAUUAAAUGCCAUGGGUUGCAGAGGCACCAUAUCCUGUAUCGUCUAUGGUAUUCGCAAUAUAUUCUCGAUAUUUUUUUGACGUUGUUAUGUACUCGCCUUAUAUUUGUUUGUAUACUCUUGACAUAUUGUAUUUAUACAGUUAUUUAUUUGUUGAUCGUUAGUGAGAUGUAUCGUAAGUAGAGCUCGAUGUCUGCUGUCACUAGCCGGUGGUGGUGUCGAUGAGCGUCUAACCAAAUAUUACUAUUUUCUUUUUUACUGUUCGUGUAACACUUUAGACGGCUCAUUUUGCCUAGUAAUAGAUAUUAUUUUAUAUCAUAGAGAGAAUUAACUUACUUUUUUUUUAUAAUUAUUUAAUAAUGGAAAGUAUAUGGAAUGCCUGCCACUUUGUAUUGCCGGGUCGGAUGAUUGUUCCCACUGCUACUGUCAUCGAUUGAUUUAACACGCCACUGCUCCGUCUGUCUGUUGUGGUCGAGUAUCAGGUUACAUGUCUUAGUGGUCCGCAUCUCGCGAGGCGUCACGAGCUUCGAGUCGUAUGUCGUCAGACGAUACUCGCGAAUCGAUCGAACAGCCCAGCCGGGAACAUAUCAUGACAGAUUUAUUUCGAGGCACGCCGUGUUGUCGCAAUGACUGAUUGAAUCAAAUAUUAAAUGAUAUAUUUAAAAAAUAUA
This is a messenger RNA of Danaus plexippus (monarch butterfly), 4486 nucleotides long. RefSeq names its product protein bicaudal D (gene BicD). Lineage: Eukaryota; Metazoa; Arthropoda; Insecta; Lepidoptera; Nymphalidae. Gene Ontology annotation, biological process: regulation of microtubule cytoskeleton organization; protein localization to organelle; microtubule anchoring at microtubule organizing center. The transcript is spliced from 12 exons. Gene Ontology annotation, molecular function: dynactin binding; dynein complex binding; cytoskeletal adaptor activity. Gene Ontology annotation, cellular component: cytosol; Golgi apparatus. The coding region runs from base 156 to 2339 and encodes 727 amino acids. The record is from RefSeq and is a predicted model, not a curated record.